This is a messenger RNA of Cooperia oncophora, 240 nucleotides long. Lineage: Eukaryota; Metazoa; Nematoda; Chromadorea; Rhabditida; Trichostrongylidae. The record is from the annotation of a GenBank genome assembly.
AUGAUUGCCACAUAUGCUCUCUGCAGUUUCUCCAAUCUGGGCACUAUUGGCAUAGCAAUGGGAGUUCUAGGAGGUAUGGCACCAUCAAAGAGGCAUGUAUUAGCGAGGUUGGCCUUCCGUGCACUAGUCUGUGGAUGCGUGUGCACUCUUUAUACAGCUGCUCUAGCAGGUAUUGAGCUUCAAACACCGCUAAAUCGAAAAACCAGAACAGGUAUCAUGUGGCAUGACAUAAAAGGAUAG